This is a messenger RNA of Eimeria maxima, 1587 nucleotides long. RefSeq lists its product as hypothetical. The coding region runs from base 1 to 1587 and encodes 528 amino acids. The transcript has 2 exons. The record is from RefSeq and is a predicted model, not a curated record. Lineage: Eukaryota; Apicomplexa; Conoidasida; Eucoccidiorida; Eimeriidae.
AUGAGACACAGCUGUCGGCGCGGCAGCGGUGGAAGUCCUUCAAAACCCUACUUCAAAGCUGAGCUUAUACGUGUUAACAUCAGAGGCAUCGGAGCAGUAGAGCUGGUUGUGUCUGCCGUUUCAGACCCGGAUCUGCCCCAGCAGGCCCAUCACUUGCUGCUGCUGUCGAAAGGGGCUCCUCAUGAGGAGCUGCAGCGUCAGAAGCUGCUGCAGCGCAGGCCACCAAUACACGACCUCCUCUUUCUGCAGAGUCUCGAGAGAGGGACCAGCUGGCGGUCGGCUGCUGUUGAGGCUGUCGAGCGAGCUCACCGCUGGGUGAGAAACCGGCUGGGGACACUCCUCACAGAACGGUCGCAACAGAAGCAGCAUCCCUUGCAUCAGCAGUUCGUCGACCUGUUAAUGAGUCUGGGGCUCCUUACCAGCAGCAGCUCCAGCAAUAGCAGCAACGGCAGCAGCUUCUGGCAGGUGUUGUGGACAGGCUUUGUUGCGGCUGCUGCUGCCCUAACAGCAGCAAUGGCGGCAUCUCCUACGCUGGCCGCGGGUGGGAACUUGGCUGGAGGAGGAACUACCGCAGUAGCAGCCCCGCGAAAUACCUUCAACAGUUGGAUUGCCUCGAGUUUGCUGCAGUGCAGCGGCAGCGCCCUGUCAUUUUGGGGUGUAUGUACGGCUGGGACACGCAUGCAGCAGGCACUCGGGAUAUCGUGUUCAUCCUUUCUCUCCAAGCCUAUGGGCUUGCUCACAAUAGCCGUGGCGUCCAAUGCUGCUGCUGCUGCGGCGGCGGCUGCAGGUUUUGCGUGCAACAGGUUGCAGCAGCUGCACGCCGGUAGCAGCGGCGGCCCUUGCGGUUGGCUCGAAGCAGCGAAGACGCUGCAGCAGGAAACUCGCGGGAACUGGGGGGGAGUGCUGCUACAGCACCAUCCCCGAGCCCCUUCCUUGGCUCUCCCUCGCAGCAGCAACAGCAGCAGCAUCAGCACUCGGCAGAGCUUGCUGCGGCUAUGUGCGGGGGAGACCGUUGGUUGUUUGCUGGUGUACUACAUGUUGGGGGGGCGCUUGUUUCGGCUCUCUCCUUCGAGUUUGGUGGCUCCUGGGGCAUUCAGCGAACGGAGUUUGUCCCUCUCAGCCUCUACUGUGUACGCGUCAGACACAGAGCGGCGCCUGAUAAAGAAGGUGGGGCUGCGCUUUGGGUGCCACACCUGCGGGAUCCGAUCCCGCAGCACACGCUGGAUCGCAGACCAUCAGCCCCCCACAGCCCAAGUCCUCAACUAUGAACGCACAGCACUGGGCAGGGUGCUGGGAGUGCUUCGCAGGCUGCUGGGGGGCUCCAAGUACUGGCCGCAGCGCCUUUACCCCCACUGCGAAAGCUGCAGCCUCAAGCAAGCAGUCGCAGUACGACGGCAAACGGCUGCUGCUGCUGCUACUUCUGUCGCUGCCGUCACCCCACUCACAGCAGCUGCUGCGGCAGCCAGGCUGCGAGAGAAGAAAAACCUCCUUCAGCAGCAGCAUCUUGUCUACAGGUGGAAGAGCCUCAGGUUGUGGCAUUUUACUGGAGGCAUCCUCACUCUGAUUCGCUGCCUCAAUGCCCUAUAG